Molecule: messenger RNA, 2637 nt
Organism: Dichomitus squalens LYAD-421 SS1
Lineage: Eukaryota; Fungi; Basidiomycota; Agaricomycetes; Polyporales; Polyporaceae
Product: DnaJ-domain-containing protein
Exons: 14
Coding region: 77-1915 (612 amino acids)
Biological process (GO): cristae formation
Source: RefSeq, a predicted model, not a curated record
CCACGACCCCGGCUUUGAAUGUACGACUGCUAAACCCAGGCUCUCAGAAGGGCACUGGAGGUUUCUUCGGUGACAAAUGCCAGGCAACGUGGAUGGUUCCAUAGAUGCGGGACUACCUCCCGACGACCAGGAACACUUCUACUCCGUCCUCAAUCUUCCCAAGACUGCUUCCGAUCAGGAGAUUCGCGAACGCUACAGGCAGCUAUCAAUUGUAUUCCAUCCGGACAAGCAGGUCGACGAACGUCGUAAAGAAGCAGCUACACAACGUUUUCUUGAGGUGCAGAAGGCGUAUGAAGUCCUGUCCGACCCAGUCACGCGGCGUGCAUAUGACAUUCUAGGCCCGGAAGGCUUGCAGCUCCUCCAAUCCGCGGAUUUCAAGCACGUCGCAGAAGAGGAAUUUGAAGACGCGCUGCGGCGGCAGCAGCGCGAGCAGGCAAGACUGCGCGUUGAGCAAGCUGUGCAUCCCAGGGGUAACAUCACGAUUGGGUUCGACGCGUCGUCUUUGUUCGACGAUGAAUAUGAAGCUGCAGACGGCUCGCUGGUGUCGCCGUGGCAGAACUUCCUCUUCGCACUACAUGACGUGAGGAAGAACAAGUUUUCCGUGAGGCACCGCAUCCAGACAGAAGUCAGCAAAAAGACAUGGCUGGUGCUGGCUAGUCGAGUCACACUCGGGUCUGGGUCGGGCAACCGGCCAGGUGGAUAUGUUGGGUCAACCAUGAUGGGAACCGUACGGCAUCACUUUUCCCCUCGUCUGGAUUUUGAGGCAACGACGAGCCUUCUGUCCGUUUCCGGCCUCAUUCUGAAGAGCACAUAUCGAACGGACGACUACGUCGUCACAUGCCAGUCUGAAUUGAGCUCUGCUUUCAUCGCCCAACCCUUCAGGCCUAGGAGGGACGGACCGCUGCUGCUACCACCCCUGAGCAUAUCAGUGUUCCGGCGUUUGUUUCCGAAAUCCCCCACGCAGGGUAUGCUGGAAGCUUCUAUCUCCCCUGCAGGCCCCAGAAUUGCCAUCGGUGUGACGUCCUCGGCUUUUCACGACAGUUCGCCUGAUCGAGUAAUCGACGACGAGCCAUCAGACACGGAGUCACCCUUCCGUGCGCCAUCUUCGUCGGGCCUCGCGCUCUAUUCCAGCGACUGGCAAAUCGGCUUCGACCUUGCAGGUCUUGGCUCUGGUUUGAACGGUCGUUGCGGCAUAACAUUGCUGGAACUUGGCGUGACGUUACAGACGGUGCUGCGUCUUGGUUUCGCUGGCUUCACAUGGUUAGCUGGUGGCGACUGGCGCGGUAACAACGCUGCUAUAGGAGUAAACGUCAGUGUCAAUUCUGACGGGGUUGUCGUUCGUGUGGACGCGACGUACCACGGCCAGACUUUAACCCUACCUAUAAUUCUCUCCCACGAACACAACCAGAGCGUGGGCCUCUGGGCCGCCGUACUGCCAUCUACCGUAAUGGCUCUGGUCUAUUACUUCAGGUUACGGCCGCGAUAUCGCAAGCAGAGGCUAACGUAUCUGCAACAAGCGCGCCAACAGCUGCGUGAAGAAAAGUCGGACUUGCUUCGUCAGUGGCAAGAAACAAUACUCCUUCUGCAGGACACUGCGAGUAGGCAUAUGCGCGCCGAGGAAGCAUGUGACGGUUUAGUCAUACUCGACGCGCGCUAUGGUCCAUCAGAGCGGGACGAAGGAAUCGAAGGUCUUCAUGUGGAUGUCACUAUCCCCGUGCGGGCUUUGGUGAAUUCGAGCCAGCUCUACAUCCCCGGGAAACGAAGCAAGGCCGGCAUUCCGGGGUUCUAUGAUCCAGUCGCAGGGGUGCCGAAGACGCUGCGCGUACGCUACAGAUUCCGUGGCCGCGAGCAUUACGCCGAAAUCCCGGAUUCUAUGCCGGUCGUGCUCCCCUUGAAAGAUCACUUGGUGGAAUGAAUCACGAGGGGCGCGGUCUUUUAGGCGGCCCGUGCAGGAUACCCUCGACGUGCCUUCUGCGAUCACUCGCCCACCAUGAGGACCUACACCCUUGCUCAUCCGAUCUUCGUCUUCGCCGUUCACGCCUUUACGACAACGAGCGUGGCUGUUACCAAGACACGCCUCUACUAACACCGUCCCUUGUCACCACUGUCCAUCCAGUUAAUGUAUGAAUGACGGCACCUCCAGCCGUAAUCCGAUCUCCACCGCUCUAUCCAGCCCACUUCCACCGACAUCAAAGACAUCAGCGCGUGAAAGCAUGCGCGCGCCAGUGCAUUGGCAACGGAGGUAUACUACGCAGUGACAUAGUAGCUCACCUUGCCGACCUUCCCAGCUUUCUGUUCAGUUCGGUCCGCCCGGCCAACACAGUGCUGGCGUCUUGUCCUCUGUUGCUCCGCCUUCUACUAGCCGCCAGAGCUUGUCAUCAAAUGCAUUUGAAUGCAUUUGCAUCAGAGUCGGAGUAUACGAAGGCGCCCAAUUCCCAUGCACGCAAGCAUGCCCGGGAGCGCCUACCAUAGCAGUCUUGGAUGUACACUUUGCGUCAUGGCCGGACCUCUCGAAGCGUCACGCAGACAGCCUAGAGGUGCUACGACAGGGCGCAGAACGCUGCAACGCCUGCUUCCCAGCGCCACGAUUGUGAACGUGGGCCCCCCAGAUAACUCUAUGGAGUCGCAUGAGCCGGU